Molecule: messenger RNA, 3207 nt
Organism: Dermacentor silvarum
Lineage: Eukaryota; Metazoa; Arthropoda; Arachnida; Ixodida; Ixodidae
Exons: 20
Coding region: 362-2263 (633 amino acids)
Source: RefSeq, a predicted model, not a curated record
CGUGACCUUGUUUGCCGACGUUUCGUCGAGUGGCAAUGAGCGGCGUGGCUGAUGCGGCGUGGUGGUGGUGCCGGGGGCCGCGUCAGUGAUCUGCGCGCUUCCACCGGCGUCAGACAGAUCCCCAGGCGUGAACGGCCCGGCGCGCACGGAGCGGCCGGUGUGAGCCCAGCCAGCCGGCGUGCAACAGGACGUGCGGGUACAGCCCCGCCUUGGGCACACGAGCGCCGCGAGCGCUCGACGAUAACGAAGGGCGCGUCGUCACUCGAUCGCUUGUCGCGGCGCGGAGCGCGGAGGAGGAUUGCGCUGCUGCUCCCGAGGAGACGGUGACAGCGACCGACGACUUCGACGAGACUCCGGGACCAUGGCGGGCAUGUGGUUCGUGGUCUGCGUGCCUAAAGAUGAAGAAAUCGCGAAACCGAAGCAGCAGCAGCCACAGCAGACGCUGCAGGCAGCCAACGGUGCUGUGCGCAAGGAUGUCAACGGACACCAGGAGACGCGGACCUCCGCCAAGCAGGCUCUACAAGACUGCCUGGAAGAGUUGGGCGUCGACGAUGCGGUGUGGUGCUCGAGGAGUUCCGACAAGGUCUACCAGGUCAUGUUUCCCUGCGAGUCCGGCGAAGACACGGACCUGGUGCUCAAGUCUCUCAACUCCAGGGGAAUCGGCCUGGACACUGGCUCCACCGUCGGGGUGGUUCCUUGUGCAAUAUUUUACCAAGGUGGUGACGAAGCCACAGCAGAAAACCACGAGGAAGAAGCGUCCGGCUUCAAGAAUGCCCAGCAGAAAUUUCUCAAGUCUGUGACGGCACGUCUCACAGUAGCUCAGGUGGUCGAAGGGGUGCGGUCAAACGGGGAACUCAACUUCGACUACGUAGCCUUCAUCAUACUGGCCGGGAUGAUCGCAGCACUUGGUCUUAUGGACAACAGUGUGGUCUCUAUCAUCGCAGCCAUGCUCGUCUCGCCACUCAUGGGUCCCAUCGCGGCCAUCACGUUUGGCAUCAUCAUCAGGGACAAGUCACUGGUCAAAGUGGGGCUUCGCACUGAGCUGUGCGGGCUUUUGCUCUGCCUCGUAUUCGGGUUCGUUUUCGGCCUGAUCAUGGCCUACUGGGGAGACAUUCAGGGUCCAGGAGGCUGGGGACCCAACACGUGGCCCAAUUCAGAGCAGACGGCCAGGGGUCAGUGGCGCAGCUUGUGGGUCGGCGCGCUGGUAGCGCUACCCUCUGGCGCCGGCGUGGCCAUGGCCAUCCUGGGUGGCAACUCGGCGUGUCUUGUGGGAGUCGCCAUCUCUGCUUCGCUGCUGCCCCCUUCCAUCAACUGCGGGUCCUUGUGGGCUCUGUCCCUCAUGAAAGUCUUCAAGUCUCUCGGCCAAGAUCCUAUCAAUGUGACCGUGCCGAUUCCGGGCACGGACCUGAACCGCACGGUACAGACGUACCCUGCCUUCGUGGCGUACCCGGGCUUUCAGGCGUACUACUUCGACAACGCCAACAUGCACAAGGAGUGCGCCGUCAUGGCCAUCAACUCCUUUUGUCUCACCGUCGUCAACAUCCUCUGCAUUAUCAUCGCAGGAACACUGCUGCUCAAGAUCAAGGAAAUAGCACCCGAGUCCAGCAUGCCACGAACGCAGCGCUUCUGGAAACACGACAUCAAGGUUGCGCGCGACUACAAUAGGACCCUUCACGAGUCCGACUUGGGACAGGAGUUCCUCCAAGAAUGGGCGAAAGUUAGCGGCGUGGAUCCCAAGCUAAUGUCGUCGAGUGACCCGCAGUCACGGCUGGCGCAGCUCCAAACGCUACAAGACAUCCUUAUGGAUGCUGAGGACGACGAUGUCUACCAGACGGUCACAAGGCAUUUGGGUAACCAACCGGCUAGCCUGGCACGGCGACUGACGAUGGCAGCCUUGCCGGGUGGUGGCCUCCAGCCCUGCGCCGAUCCGGCGGACCCGGAGUCCGGCUUGCGGUGGCGUCGGAACAGCCAGCUCGUGUCCAACAUGCUGCACAACUUCGAACGGCGCAGCAGCAAAAACCUCGGCGUGUACGCUUACGACAAUCCGAGCCCCGUGCGGGACGCGCUGAGCCCGCCUUCUAGUGCGAUGCCCGGCCAGCCGCACCAGUUGUCCCGGCGCCGGUCAUCGGUGCAGCAGCGCAGCACCUACUGGCCGUCUCGCUUCUCGGUGUCUCCCGUGGCCGAGCCGAGAAGGCGGAUGUCGCGCGCCAGCGUGCGGCCCGCCAUCUUGCGCGAGGAGGAAGACGAGACGUCGCGCAUCUGAGGAGGAAAGGGUAACGGAUAAAGAAGGGCAGAGCGACGUCCGUUGCUUGCCCAUGUAAAUAGAUGGCAGCAGUGGUGGUCAAAACUUCGCGAUUCUCCCGGAGAAGUGCUACUUACCCCAUCUGUGCAGAUUGGCCAGUUCAGGGAGUCCAGCUGCGCGGAGGAGGCACGUCUUCAAAGCCGCUUGAUUCGGCGAAGUGAGAGCCGCUUGCGGCGUGUUACGCACACUUUCACGCUUAACCGGCUGCGUAACUUGAGUGCUCAAGUGCGCCAGGCGAGAGCAUUUACAAAGUGUCAUUGCCGUGGCAUAUACAUGUAUAUAGCCAGCCGAACAGUCCACAGCCCACCCUGGAAAGUACAGGAUAGUCCAUUUUUAAAGGGAACGCCUGAAUGUCAAUUGAGUCAAUGUAACUGCAAAUGCUCAUCAUAUUCGCUGCAAAAUAAUGUCUCGUAUACGUGACAGCAUACUAUACGUGCGUGCAUAUGCUACAAUCUGCAGAUCUUUAUGCCAACUCUCCGCUGUAAUUGGUUGCGACAAAUUAUAGUUGGCUGUUACCUUUAAGAGUGGGCUAGAUUGUACAUCUUGUACACUAUAGCACGCGAGAAUCAUCUGCCUUCGUUCGGAAAGAGUUGUUUGUUUUAGAAUGUUUUAGAAUGUUUUAUAACGGCAACUUAAGACCGUAUAAAUGAGUCUAUAAUGCAAGAAGACCCACAGCAUGCCUGUCUUCCUGUAGAACGAGGUCAAUCUACGCGGCGAGGGCGAGUGGGGGAGGAUUGAGGGUGUGAUAUGUUCUAUAUUUUUUUUGUUCAUGUGCUUUGUUCUGUUGACGUUUAUUUAGCUCACGAAUCAUUGAUUGUAUAAUAUAGAGGCAUGCCAAUCAAAUGCCCUCAUCAUUGUGCACAACGCAGUACGUGAUUGUGUGAAAUAAACCAUGCUCACCUUUU